This is a messenger RNA of Lotus japonicus, 1436 nucleotides long. Its product is annotated as heat stress transcription factor C-1. The coding region runs from base 125 to 1204 and encodes 359 amino acids. The record is from RefSeq and is a predicted model, not a curated record. The transcript is spliced from 2 exons. Gene Ontology annotation, cellular component: nucleus. Gene Ontology annotation, biological process: regulation of transcription by RNA polymerase II. Gene Ontology annotation, molecular function: RNA polymerase II cis-regulatory region sequence-specific DNA binding; DNA-binding transcription factor activity. Lineage: Eukaryota; Viridiplantae; Streptophyta; Magnoliopsida; Fabales; Fabaceae.
CCCUCAUCCAAAAACGAAAAGAAAAGAAAAUCUCACACUACUCACUGUAAACUCAUCCAUAUUAUCAAUAUCCACCCUCUCUUUCUGUGUAGUUUCAUCUUCUCCUUCUUGUUUUCUUAAUGGGAUGCUGAUGGACCAGAACAACAACACCAACCUUAACACUACCAACAACAACACCAACAACGAUGUGAUCAUCGCACCGUUCAUAAUGAAGACUUACCACAUGGUGAACGAUCCCACCACCGAUAACCUCAUCAAGUGGGGCCCAGCUAACAACAGCUUCAUCGUCCUCGACCCUCUUGAUUUCUCUCACUCUCUCCUCCCUGCUUUCUUCAAGCACAAUAAUUUCUCAAGCUUCGUUCGCCAGCUCAACACCUAUGGUUUCAGAAAGGUGGAUCCUGAUCGGUGGGAGUUUGCAAACGAGUGGUUCCUUCGUGGGCAGAAGCAUUUGUUGAAGAAUAUCACACGGCGGAAGCACGGUGGUGGCGGUGGUGGCGGUGGCGGUGGAAGGAAUGGUCAUGGUCAUGGCCAUGGCUAUGAUCAUUAUGGUUCGCAUUUGGACUUGGAAGAUGAUGUUAUGGUGAUGGAGAUUGCGAAGCUGAAGGAGGAGCAGAAAGCUUUGGAUGCAGAGCUUCAAGGGAUGAACAAGAGGUUGGAGACGACGGAGAAACGACCGCAGCAGAUGAUGGCUUUUCUCAGCAAUGUCGUCGAGGAUCCUCAGAUUCUCUCGAGGAUACUUCUCGAGAGGGAGAGGAAGCAGCAGCAGCUCGCUGACAACAAGAAGCGCCGCCUCAUACCGCCAACGACGGCGGCCUCUUCUUCCUCCUCCUCCGGCUUGGCGGUGACCAAUUCCGUCAAGACGGAGUUCGAGGAAGACGAGGCGACGGUCGGUAACGUGAUGUCCUCCUCGCCGGAGACAGGUUUUGAAAUUGAAAACUCUCGCCGGGUGGCGGCGCCGCCGCCGGAUUGGUGGGGGCAGAGGCGGGAUGGCCAGCAGGGUUAUUAUGAUUGUGUUGCCGCUCCGACGCCGUUGACGGUGGUGUCUCCGCCGGCGAUGGGAGGAGCAUUUUUAGGGUGGGAAGAUAGGGAGAGCAUGGGGCGUGUGAGCAUAAUUAGUGAAAUGGCGGCGGAGAAUAGUUCGCUGCCACCUUGUCCGUUUUCGCUAUUGGAAGGUUAUGGUGUUAGUACUUCUUCCCAAUACUGAUUUUUAGACAUCACCUCUUCCUAGCUUCAAUUCACUUUAUUUUUCUCCUUGUGGUAUCUACCCUUUACUUCCACUAGAUUUUCUCUUGGAUUUUAUUCUAUGUAUUAAAAAUAUAUUCUUCACUACUUUUUUUUCUCACUUUCUUUGUAUAUACUUUGUGAGAUUUUUUCUCUCCUCUUCAAGAAUUGAAUGAAAAGAGGAAAACAUGACAAUAAAUUUAAUUGUUGGUGAA